UGCGCCUCAAAGUUGGAUGCUAACCACUGGGGAGGAAAAAAACAGAGGGAGAAGAGAAAUGGGUUUCAUUCACUGUUACUGAAUGUGUUUAUUCUCUUACUAACUAACCGAGCUGUGUUGUUACUUUUCUUUUAAUCGGCUCUUUGCUUUCACAGAUAAAUAUAAGUCACCCCGUUCACAUUCAAAAACAACUCGAAUAAAGAUGGAAGCUCCGCCAGUCACAGUGAUGCCUGUCACCGGGGGCACGAUCAAUAUGAUGGAGUACCUGCUGCAAGGCAGUGUGUUAGACCAGGCCCUGGAAAGCCUCUUGCAUCGCCUUCGAGGUCUAUGUGACAACAUGGAACCGGAGACCUUUACAGAUCAUGAACUGGUUUAUCUUCUGAAAGGCCAACAAGGAAAUCCUUUCAUUCUGCGUGCCCGUCGCUCACUCUCCCACCCCACAUCUCCAUGGCACCUACGUUACUUAGGCCAACCUGAAGUCGGAGACAAGAGCCGCCAUGCUUUGGUGCGCAACUGUGUGGACGUGGCUGGCUCUCACAGCCUGCCAGAGUUCCUCAAUGAGAUGGGCUUCCGCAUGGACCAUGAGUUUGUGGCUAAUGGGCACAUAUUCCGCAAAGGUGCAAUGAAAAUUGUGGUGAGUAAGCUGUCACGUAUCCUGGUACCGGGGAACACGGAGAACACAGAGCGUCUGUCGCUUUCAUACCUGGUGGAGCUGAGUGUGUUGGCUCCUGCCGGUCAGGACACUGUGUCAGAGGACAUGCGCAGCUUUGCUGAGCAACUCAAACCCCUGGUUCACCUGGAGAAGAUUGACCCCAGCAAACAGAGACACUGAAUGACAUUGUUCAGAGGGUCAACUCUGACUACCAUGGACAAAUCAGACCUCCUAUUUUUCAUUUUUAUAUGAUAUUUUUACCUAAAAUUAAACACUUGACUCAACAGUUA
Morone saxatilis (striped sea-bass) is the source of this 942-nucleotide messenger RNA. RefSeq names its product mediator of RNA polymerase II transcription, subunit 18 homolog (yeast) (gene med18). Gene Ontology annotation, cellular component: core mediator complex; mediator complex. The record is from RefSeq and is a predicted model, not a curated record. The transcript has 3 exons. Lineage: Eukaryota; Metazoa; Chordata; Actinopteri; Moronidae. The coding region runs from base 203 to 832 and encodes 209 amino acids. Gene Ontology annotation, biological process: regulation of transcription by RNA polymerase II; termination of RNA polymerase II transcription. Gene Ontology annotation, molecular function: transcription coregulator activity.